Pseudomyrmex gracilis is the source of this 3907-nucleotide messenger RNA. Its product is annotated as adenomatous polyposis coli protein-like. The record is from RefSeq and is a predicted model, not a curated record. Bases 471 to 3614 code for a protein of 1047 amino acids. Gene Ontology annotation, molecular function: microtubule binding; beta-catenin binding; gamma-catenin binding. The transcript is spliced from 9 exons. Lineage: Eukaryota; Metazoa; Arthropoda; Insecta; Hymenoptera; Formicidae. Gene Ontology annotation, biological process: pattern specification process; negative regulation of canonical Wnt signaling pathway; cell migration. Gene Ontology annotation, cellular component: beta-catenin destruction complex; cytoplasmic microtubule; catenin complex.
UCCCGCGCGCCCUUCGAAUGCGGCACACGGACUGGUUCGGUUCCGAUGGUUAUUUUUCACCGCCUGGUUUGGUUUGGUGCCAUAUAUGGCUCAAAGGACCGCCUCAAGUUAGUCCAUACGCCAUUCUAAGCUAUUUGUCACCGCCUGUUUUCGCACGCACGGCUCACGAAAAUUUGAAGACGAGGUGCUCGGUUUUAUAAUUCCUCCAGGUCGAGAACGGUGGUAAUUGGUUGGUCGAAAGGUUCGCGCAUCUUCUCUCCUCCUCGUCGUCGCAAUGCGCGCGCUUCGCGUCUUCACCACGAGAGGGCUGCGUAUAGUUUCUACUCCCGACCUCCGGCGAUGUUUGCCUUUCGUUUCAGCUGAUCUUUUGUCCUUCGUGGAACGAGCGUUGUUGAUGUUCCAUUGACACCUCCGGUGCUCGUAAUCGCGAGGUUUUUGAGUAAAAAUUUCAGUGUCGUAGAGCGUGAAACAUGAAUAACGUCGAGGCGUAUGACGAGGACGCGAAUGAUCAACCGGUCGAUUACAGCAAGAAGUACGUUGAGAGAAAUGUACCGUCGCAGAACCACCUGGCCAAGGGCGGCAUGCAGACGAGCAGCGGCGUGCCGAAGAAGGAGUUCGUCGAGCGCGACUCCAAAGUGGAUUUGUUCAGCGACUACGCCGAGACCGAUCUCGAUCAGCCCACGGACUACAGUCUGCGAUACGCCGAGGACGACACCGACGAGGAAGAGAAGCAGAACACGGAAUACUUUCCGGGCAGCGAGCAAGAGGACACCGUCAAGACCUACUGCACGGAGGGAACACCCUACGAGACGCCCUUCAAUUUCUCCACCGCCACUUCUAUGUCGGAUCUCCGGGUCGAGGAUGUGAAAGAGAACGACCUUCCGAAGAAAUUGCCGAAGAAGAUCGUCGAAGCGACCGUCAAAAGUGGUCCGGUGUCGUUCAUCAAACAGACCGAGACCGCCAACGUGUGCGACGAGCAAGACAGUCUGAUGACAAAGGAGCUGGAAGAGGAAAGCGUCAAGGACACCGCGGUUCUUAAUCCCGGACAAGUGACUCCGGAAAAGGAGAUCGUUUAUUACGAGGAAGAAGGCGCUUGUCAGAGUUUCUCGCGUGCCAAUUCGCCAAGUUCUCUGAACAGUGCGAUAACGCCUCAGAAGGAUAACGCGGACAUUUCCAAAGUGGAUUCGCCUCCGGUUAACAAGGAGGAAUUGGAAAACGACGAACAGAGCGUUCUCGGAUUGGACGGCAAUCAGAUAGAGUUGUCCCCGGAAAACGACAAUUCUCCCGAGAUCAAAAACAAUCCACGUGUGUUGGACAAGGAAGGAAAAAUGGUGACUUUUGGCGGCCAAGAUUAUUACACGGAAGAAACCCCUCUGAUGUUCUCGCGGUGUAGUUCGCUCGGAUCGCUGAGCGGAUUUGAACAACAUUCUAUUCACGACGAUCGUAGUUCCGUUGUCAGCGAUUUCAGCCGGAGAACCAGCGGCGUGGUCUCGCCUAGCGAACUGCCGGAUUCGCCCACGCAAACGGCCUUACCCAGUCCACGCAAUCACAAGACGCAGAACCCUGAGUUCGUGUCAAAGAUACAAGAAGAAGCAGUAAGACCAUCGGUCCGACACUUAUCAUUCUCCAAACCGCAGAGCGUCGGGGGGAACAGCGUUUUCGAAGACGAGGUUGCAACUUUCAAGGAAGAAUCGACGCCGAUCGAAUUUUCGACCGCGACGAGUCUGAGCUCUCUCACGAUCGACGACGAGGUCAAACUGCCUGAUAUCGUCGCCGAGACGUAUUGCAGAUCGGAAAAAACACCGGACGCGGACGAAAAGAAUGUUGAGAAACUCGAAACUGAUAUGCUCAAUAUGGCGGUGAGCAGCCCCGAGGCUCAAGCGAAGGAGGACGAGCAAGUGAGCGAUGACGAGGACGACGAUGACAUGUUGGCUGCUUGCAUCAACAUGGGAAUUCAAAAUAGAUACAAACAGUCGUUGAAAACGCUCAGCUCGCAGAAAUCCGCGCAAUCGGAGCCAAGUAUCUUAGUCUCGUAUCCGAGAAAUUCUAUUUCGAGCAGAUCGGACCCGCACGCGUCUCCGGUCGAGGCGACCGUCAACACGUCGAAGACGAGAACGUCGAUGGAGAUCGUCGCUUCGGAUACCGUACACGUGUACUGCACGGAGGACACACCCGCUGAUAUAUCUCCGGUUGGAUCUCAGUCCAAUCUGUCCGCCCUCUCGAUGCCGAGUGUGCAAGAGGACAUAGAGACGAUCGAGCAGGACAAGUCGCUUGAGAUUGACUGCCACAGAAACGACUUGUUCGACGAAAGUGCCAAUCUCUCGGGCGACGACGAGAAGAUAUUGGACGAGUGUAUUCAAUCGGGCAAGGCGAGACAGAUACCUCCGCUUCCUACGAAUAGUAUUUUAUUUGCGAAAAAGCCCGAGUCGUCAUCUCACAAAUUUGACACAUGCGGCACCCCAUUGUCCUCGCCCGUUGAGAGAAGUCACAGGAAUAAGAAUCCUAUCUUGUGCUCAAAGUCGCCACGCGACGCGACACUGAGAUAUCCGGACGAGUUUUCCGACGACAGUCCGAAUCAUUCGGAUGACGAGGCCAUGUUGACAGAAUGCAUACAAUCGGCGAUGCCAAAGGCGAGACUUGGCACAUCACCGUCAAUCAGACUGCCGUUAUCGCAACCCAUGGAGAACACCAAACCGAUGAACAUGCGCACGACCGCGUCGCCGUAUUUUCAGCCGAGAUACGUAGAGCAGAGAAAAAAUGUAACGAAAAAAGGUCUGCCCUACGAAGACCAUCAUGUCGGACUCUCGGAGGAGGAAGAAGACAUCAUGUUGGCGCAAUGCAUCAGGUCUGGGAUGCCUAAAGCUCAAAGUCCCAUGUCUACGAUGUCGUCGAUGACGACGUUAGCCGUUAAAAGAUCUGAGUCGUACUCGAAAUCGUCGGAGAGUUUCUCCGUUCCUUCGUCUUCUUGUUUUGCGAGCGGCAAGCAGUAUUUCUCCAGGAACGUCGCGUCGCAGGUACCGUCGUCGUGCAAAUCCGUGAAUAUUAACGCGACGGACAUGCGCUUCGCCAGAAACGUGGUGUCGGGCAACGUCAACUGCUUUCCCGGGAGAGCGACGAGCGGUAACGCGGCGCAUACCUCCUCGAGCCAGACAUCACGGCACUGCGACAGUGUUCCGCGCGAGAGGACGAUGAACAACUCGCCGUGCUCCGCUCGGAGAUUGCCGUCGCUUCGCAACGCGGAGAGCGAAAACGGCAAUCCCGUCGACAGUCUCUGCGUGUCUGUGCGAUCGCGCGUGGUUAAGUACAACGCGCCGAUUUUCAACAGGACCGACAACUACGACGAUUACGCGUGCAAACACACGUUGAAGUUCAAUGCAGUAGUGCCUUCGCGCCACAAUUCCGCGAUGAAUCCCGUCAGCGAGGAAAACGCGAUGACGUCCAUAGAGGAGUGGAAUCUGCGAAAAGUGACCAUCACCUCCGCCAUGCUCAGGAACAAAUACGGUGUAAAGGGAAUCAAAUCGAACGAGGGCGCGAGUGGUCACGACGAUUACGAACAAAUACCGGACGACAAUUACUCGGUCUGCAGUUACAACUCGUACAUUUGUAAAACGUAACGUGCCGUAACAACGCAUUUUGACGAUCGUAUUGCGGUAAAGUCUGCGUAAUUUUGUUUCCUCGAGUGAUCACUUACGGAGAAUUUCGACAAACCUUGGAUCUCUCUCGCAGACUUCCACCGCGUCCGUAAAUUUGUACAUAAAAAACUUUGUUUUUUAUCUAAAUAUUUUUUUAUACCUUCAAAAUUACGUUUAAGGUGCUUGUUACGAUAUGAACUUCCAUCGUGUAUGAAAACUCGAUUCGAAGUACAAUGUAUCAACGAAACGAUGAAAUAUACAUAUACGAAAAAACA